CGCGCAAGGCCCCGCCCCCGGCCGGCCGCGCUGGUUCGGCUUCCACCCCGCAGAAGCCGCUUCCGAGGCGCCGCCUCCGCCCCGGGGCCCCGGCUUUCAGCCCGGCUCGCCCGGCCCGCCGGACAUGGAGCUCCGCGCAGCGGAUGGAGAGGCUCCGGCGCGCCCCGAUCUGCCCUCCCGGUGCCCAGCUCACAUCCCUGCCCAGCCUGACUCCUGGGGACAGCAGCUCCGGGGCUGCUGAGGGCCUGCGGCAGCAUGAAGGCUCCGGGUCGCCUCCUGCUUGUUGUCCUGUGCUCCUUGGUCUUCUCUGCCGUCUACGUCCUCCUGUGCUGCUGGACCUGCCUGCCCCCCUGUCGGGCCACCUGCCUGGACCGACACCUCCCUGUGGACUCCAGCCCCACCGCGCCAGGGCCUUUGCACUUCAGCGGGUACAGCAGCGUGCCUGAUGGGAAGCCGCUGGUCCGGGAGCCGUGCCACAGCUGUGCCGUGGUGUCCAGCUCGGGCCAGAUGCUCGGUUCCGGCCUGGGCGCCCAGAUCGACGGUGCUGAGUGUGUGCUGCGCAUGAACCAGGCGCCCACUGUGGGCUUCGAGGCGGACGUGGGCCGGCGCAGCACCCUGCGCGUGGUCUCGCACACGAGCGUGCCGCUGCUGCUGCGCAACUACUCGCACUACUUCCAGCAGGCCCGGGACACGCUCUACGUGGUGUGGGGCCAGGGCAGGCACAUGGACCGCGCGCUGGGCGGCCGCACCUACCGCACGCUGCUGCAGCUCACCCAGAUGUACCCGGGGCUGCAGAUCUACACCUUCACCGAGCGCAUGAUGGCCCGCUGCGACCAGAUCUUCCAGGACGAGACGGGCAAGAACCGGAGGCAGUCGGGGUCCUUUCUCAGCACUGGCUGGUUCACCAUGAUCCUGGCCCUGGAGCUGUGCGAGGAGAUCGUGGUCUACGGGAUGGUCAGCGACAGCUACUGCAGGGAGCAGAGCCACCCCUCGGUGCCUUACCACUACUUUGAGAAGGGCCGGCUGGACGAGUGCCAGAUGUACCUGGCCCACGAGCGCGCGCCCAGGAGCGCCCAUCGCUUCAUCACCGAGAAGGCCGUGUUCUCACGCUGGGCCAAGAAGAGGCCGAUCGUGUUCGCCCACCCGUCCUGGAGGGUCGAGUAGCUGCGGUCGCCAGCCAGCCGCCACACUUCCACGGGGCCUUCGUCCCACCCCGGGCCACCGCACUCCACCUUGAACAUUUAAUUUAUGCCUCUUGCCUCUUGCCACGUGCCGGGUCAACCUAGGGCUCCUUCCCGCCCUACCCUGGGGACACCCAGAGCCAUCUCCAGCCCUGUGCCUUGAGGGGGACUGGAGGGGCGCCUUCCCCACCUCUGCUCCCCAAGGAAUCACGUCUUGAUUGGGGGUUCAGCCCACCACCAGGUCUCUCAAGUGGCCUUUGCCCCUGGGGCCAAUGGCCCCACUCACCAGCAUCAUGACCUGUGCCAAUCCCUGUCUGCCCCCUCCCCACCCCAGCCUCCUCUGGUGCCACCUUCUCAGGCUGGGGCUCUGGUCAGGGUAGCCAGGAGCCUAGGGUUUGUGGGGCACAGGGGCCUCUGAGCGUGACCGCCAGAGCCGUCUCCGGAGUGUACGGGUAAACAUGUUUUCUGGACACUGUC
Molecule: messenger RNA, 1658 nt
Organism: Chinchilla lanigera (long-tailed chinchilla)
Lineage: Eukaryota; Metazoa; Chordata; Mammalia; Rodentia; Chinchillidae
Gene: St6galnac4
Product: ST6 (alpha-N-acetyl-neuraminyl-2,3-beta-galactosyl-1,3)-N-acetylgalactosaminide alpha-2,6-sialyltransferase 4
Exons: 6
Coding region: 256-1164 (302 amino acids)
Biological process (GO): oligosaccharide metabolic process; ganglioside biosynthetic process
Molecular function (GO): alpha-N-acetylgalactosaminide alpha-2,6-sialyltransferase activity
Source: RefSeq, a predicted model, not a curated record